Pollicipes pollicipes is the source of this 1968-nucleotide messenger RNA. RefSeq names its product UDP-glucose 4-epimerase. Gene Ontology annotation, biological process: beta-D-galactose catabolic process via UDP-galactose, Leloir pathway. Lineage: Eukaryota; Metazoa; Arthropoda; Thecostraca; Pollicipedomorpha; Pollicipedidae. The transcript is spliced from 8 exons. The record is from RefSeq and is a predicted model, not a curated record. The coding region runs from base 132 to 1229 and encodes 365 amino acids. Gene Ontology annotation, cellular component: cytosol. Gene Ontology annotation, molecular function: UDP-glucose 4-epimerase activity.
GGGCGCCGGGGUCGGGUCGCCGGCUCCGGUGGCCGACCGACGUCGAUCAGCAGCUGACUGGGAGCCACGUCGUCAGGACGGGUGGGCACCGGCGGCCUGCCGCCCAGCCGAGCCGAGCCUCGAGGCCAGCGAUGGACGGCCCCACUGCGCAGAACAUCGUGAACAUGUCGUCGGAAGUGAUUCUGGUGACCGGCGGUGCUGGCUUCGUCGGGUCACACACAGUGCUCGAGCUUCUCAACGCCAAUUGGAGCGUCGUGGUGAUCGACAAUCUCGUUAACGCUGCCAAAGGUGGCUCCAAGCCGGCCAGCCUGGAACGGGUGGAGAAGUUAACUGGCAAGAAGGUCGAGUUUCACGAGGCAAACCUCCUGGACCGAUCAGCUCUCACCAGGGUCUUCAAGCUGUACACCAUCCACACAGUCAUUCACUUCGCCGCUCUGAAGGCCGUGGGCGAGUCAGUAGAGAAACCUCUAGAAUACUACAAGAACAACAUAAACGGCACUACCACGCUGCUCGAGGUGAUGAGGGAGAAGGGCGUCAAGUCGCUGAUAUUCUCGUCGUCUGCCACUGUGUACGGCUGUCCCAAGUACCUCCCGGUCGACGAGAAACACCCCACCGGCGUGGCCAUCACGAACCCGUACGGCCGCACCAAGUACUUCGUGGAGGAGAUACUCAAGGACCUGUGCGCUGCCGAAAAGGACUGGAGCGUCACGCUGCUGCGCUACUUCAACCCGGUGGGCGCCCACGAGUCGGGGGACAUCGGCGAGGACCCGAGCGGGCCGCCCAACAACCUGAUGCCGUACGUGUCUCAGGUGGCCGUGGGCCGCCGGCCGCAGCUGCAGGUGUUUGGCGGCGACUACGACACGCCAGACGGCACAGGCGUGCGUGACUAUCUGCACGUGGUGGACCUGGCCCGUGGCCACCUGGCAGCGCUGCCCAAGGUGUCCAUACCGGGCUGCCACAUCUACAACCUUGGCACGGGCAGCGGCUACUCUGUUCUGCAGGUGAUAGACGCUUUCCAAAGAGCCUCGCGACAGAAGAUAAAAUACCAGGUGGUGGCUCGACGACCAGGCGAUGUGGCCUCUCUGUACGCCGACUGCUCGCUCGCCGAGCGCGAGCUCGGCUGGCGCGCACAGCUGUCGCUCGACGACAUGUGCGCCUCCGCCUGGCGGUGGCAGCAGAAGAACAAGUACGGCUUCUCGCCACCGUCCGAUGGUGGCGCUGAUCACUGAGGCGGCCGCCGCUGACUGACGGCCAGCGCGCGGGGCAGCCUCUCCGGGUUCGCCACCAUCAGCUAGUGAUGAGCGCUUAGAGCCGCACAACCCAUGUCGAGCAUAUCGUCGAUGACGACCUUCCGGCGGCCUCGUGGCUUACAAUGUUGAGUCACUUGAACGGUGUACAACUGAUCAUCAGUCCCGGGCUAUGGGUGGCGGAAUGCCUGUAGACACUGCACAGCGAGGACCAGUGGCCUGAAACAUGCAUAGCUAGUGUAGACAGACCGUGUGUUGCACAUGAAACCAUCCUUUAAGGCGGUUUGUAUCAAGCCACUUGUGUAUAUUCCCACAGUGCAGGGCACUACUGCGCGCGGUGCAGUGUGAAUUGUUAGAAGCUGGUAGCCCAUCCAGCCGGGAAUCGUGUAGCCCUAGUAGGGUUGAUUUGCUGCCAUGCCGACCAGUGCUGACGUUGACGUGAUCACAGCGUCGUUAUAGUUGAAGCUGUCUCUCAGUGGUAAUGGACGAGCGAGCGUUGGUGCUGCGUCGAGGCCUUAUCGUGCAACAUGCAAAUAUACCUCAACGAGGAAGUUAGUCCAACUUUGACACCGUCAAAGUAUUGUCGUGUUAAGUGCAUGGUAGGUGGUGGACGUGUGCAUAGAGUUAGGCGCGAUUUAGUGGCGAUCAAAGCGAGAAUUUCGCCAAGGUGAAUGCUCACAUGUGUUCAAGAUGCGAACGAAUAUAAAAGCGCGGUGCUGUU